Solanum verrucosum is the source of this 1345-nucleotide messenger RNA. Its product is annotated as classical arabinogalactan protein 9-like. The record is from RefSeq and is a predicted model, not a curated record. Lineage: Eukaryota; Viridiplantae; Streptophyta; Magnoliopsida; Solanales; Solanaceae. The coding region runs from base 455 to 1321 and encodes 288 amino acids. The transcript has a single exon.
CUCUCAUCCCCUGUCUGUUUCGCAAACGGCUUGUUCUAGACUCAAAACUGUUAAAAAUUCUGUUACCCCACCAGCAGGGUUGUUUCUGCUGUAAGUUGUUAUUAGUUGUCACCGAGUCUUUGAGAAGCCAAUCAAAGUGAAAACUUCAUUCCACUCACAAAAAAGUAUGUGAUGUAUUCUUGAGGAAUGCAGACAACAAAGAUUUUAUACCAAACCCUGUAAAUGAACCAGAUGCUUUUCUUACUUCUUUUUCAUCUUUUUAUUUGUUAGUUUAGGUAACUUUUUGUCCCCGUUUUCCACGGUGAAUUCAUCAAGAAUCCUUAGUCAUAGACAUGUAUAAAUUUAUGUGUGUGCAUCAAAGAAUUGAAUAACCAACUCAUUGAAGUUACCUAAAUUCGAGUUUAAUUUAAUUAGUCCAGUGGGGGUUCUCUAUUGUGUGGUGUGUUCCUAAAGAAUGUCCAACCAACAAAGACCAUUUUCAUGGUUCCGUUUGGCUCCUUUUGGUCGCCAAAUGCAACCAACUCCACCACCAACCCCUCGGCCAACUGCAUUUCGAUCUCCUGCUCCACGACCAUAUAGGCCUCCUUCCCCUCAGCCUCGACCACCUGCUGUCACAUCUGCUCCUCCAAUUCGAGCAUCGUUCCCUGGCAUUAUUACUGCACCAAAAUCUCCAACACCAUCUACUGCCCCUGUCUCUCCAGCCAAAUCAAUACUUUCUUCAUCACCUACAUCUCCCGCAUUUCUCCCAAUUGCUUCCUCUUCCUUCAGCUUAAAAAGCCCUGAAACCAAGACCCCAAAACCAACAGCUAAAACUGCAGCACCUCCACCUCCUUCCCCUGCUCCUACUACUUCAAGAAUUGUCAAGCCUUGGAACGAAUCUCCACCAAAAUUACACCCCGAAACAAAGCCUCUGUUUCGUCAACCCGGGAAAGAAACCGCUGGAAAUUCUAAGAUGAAUGAGAAAUCUGCUAUGGAUAGUAGUACUAAAUUUGAAAAAUUACCAAGGAGGUUGGUAACACUAAUUGGCGAAAACAAAGGGGCAAUAAUGCUAUUGAAACCAAAUUCCACCAAGAAAUCUUAUACUACUACUAAUGUGUUUGGAGGUAAGUCCCAAACUGUUGGCAAGAAAGAAGAAGGCAAUACUGUUGAAGGAGAUCAAAAGAAGAAGAAAGAAGAUCAAAGUGACAUGAAUUCAAUGGACAUGGAAGAAUCUACUAUGUUCAUUAACAGUAAUGUACAAGGAGUGAACAACUCGAUUUUAGACGAAUCCAGUUUCACUGACCAUGAUCCUGGUUUCCAUAUCUUCUUCUCGACGGAUUAAAAUCCUCUGCUUUGCUAAUUAUAG